ACUUGCAGCAAGUACCCUAGUUGCCACUCUUGCGGGGAGGAAAUGAGGCUCAGGGCCUGGGGGGCCAUGUCCCUCAUCCCAUGGCUCCGGGGGAACAAGACUCCAUCGCAUCUGUCAGCCCGGAGCCCGGCAGAGAUGGUGCUGGAGACGCUCAUGAUGGAACUGGCUGGGCAGAUGCGGGAGGCUGAGAGGCAGCAGCGGGAGCGCAGCAACAGCGUCAAGAAGAUCUGCACGGGCGUGGACUACAGCUGGCUGGCCAGCACACCGCGGCCCACCUACGACCUCAGCCCUGGCGAGCGGCUGCAGCUGGAGGAUGUGUGUGCCAAGAUCCACCCGUCCUACUGCGGGCCUGCCAUCCUCAGGUUCCGGCAGCUGCUGGCGGAGCGCGAGCCGGAGGUGCAGGAGGUGGCGCGGCUGUUCCGCUCGGUGCUGCAGGAGGUGCUGGAGCGGAUGCGGCAGGAGGAGGCGGCGCGCCGGCUGACCCGCCAGUGGAGCCUGCGGCCGCGCGGCAGCCUGGCCUUCAAGACCCGCGCGCGCAUCGCGCCCUUCGCCAGCGACAUCCCCACCAUCUCGGAGGACGUGGAGCGCGACGCGCCGCCGCCGCCGCGCGCCUGGAGCAUGCCCGAGUUCCGCGCGCCCAAGGCCGAGUGA
Jaculus jaculus (lesser Egyptian jerboa) is the source of this 651-nucleotide messenger RNA. It is a transcript of the gene Rd3, whose product is annotated as RD3 regulator of GUCY2D. The record is from RefSeq and is a predicted model, not a curated record. Bases 43 to 651 code for a protein of 202 amino acids. The transcript is spliced from 3 exons. NCBI's taxonomy places the organism in Eukaryota, Metazoa, Chordata, Mammalia, Rodentia, Dipodidae.